UUUCCCUCCCACGACCUCAACCCUAUAACCUCUAGCUGUUCGAUCAUCCGCUCAAACCUCUUUUUAGUCGUCCACCAUCAUGGGAAAUCUUUGCGGUAAAGAAUCCGGCUCUUCGCUCCCCAACGGCAGAGUCCUCGGUUCCGGCGCGCCACCAACGGCGGCGGCUAGCAAAAUACCACUUACGAGCAAGAAACCUAAGAUCGCUAGUGGGGCCGGCCGAACUUUAGGAGGAGGAGGAGGCUCGGAAGGAGGAAGUGCAGAAGCUGGAGCUGCCGCUGGAGAGCAGUUGGACCCACGGACGGCUGCAGCGUUGGCUGCUGAGGAACGCUCGAAAAAAAGGGCUGGGACGGGAAAGUUAGGGUCGGAGUUGGAUAGACAAAAAAGAAAGACCCAAAAUCAGCACAUCCAGGAUCUGGGGAAGACAAAAGGGCAACAAGAACAACUGGUUUGGGACUAGCCCGUCAAAGGGUGUGCGAAUAGUUGGCUGGGUGGUUGCAGAUAAGGCUAUGCAAAUUGGUAUUACAUUUCUUUCCACAUUCUCGUAUACGAAUUUUGGGUCGGAGUUUUUGUAUCAUAUAAAGGCUUUUUUUUCUUUUGGGCCUUUUUGCGUUGUCGAUUAUAUGUUCGUUUUCUCAUCCUAAUAGAGUAUCUUUGGAUUCUCG
Molecule: messenger RNA, 662 nt
Organism: Tuber melanosporum (Perigord truffle)
Lineage: Eukaryota; Fungi; Ascomycota; Pezizomycetes; Pezizales; Tuberaceae
Exons: 2
Coding region: 80-457 (125 amino acids)
Source: RefSeq, a predicted model, not a curated record